Schistosoma intercalatum is the source of this 5847-nucleotide messenger RNA. Lineage: Eukaryota; Metazoa; Platyhelminthes; Trematoda; Strigeidida; Schistosomatidae. The record is from the annotation of a GenBank genome assembly.
ACCUUGUAAAGGCGGGCCCUUUGAUUCCUAAUCUUUUAAGAUGGCCUCAAGAGUUUAGUGGAUAGUAUUCAUUGAGAAUGAUCCAGUUGAAAUUAUCCGAUAGUGACAUAUGUGAAAGACGAAAGGCACAGUUAAAGGAAUGGUGUGGUUCAGAGACCGAUCAUGCGUCGUCAAAAAUGAGGGAGCCGGAGAAAAUCAAGUUUCCAUUAUCGGUUCAGCUACUUGCCGCAUGUAGUAACAGUGAUUUGGAUGAAUUUUCCCGUUUACUUAAGCUUGGAACGGACAUUAACACGCAAAAUGCUGAUGGAUUAACCAGCACACACUUAGCUUGUAUCAAUGUCGACUUUGAUUUUUUAAAGUUUCUUAUCAGAAAUGGUGCGGAUAUCAAUCUACAGGAUCACGAAGGUUGGACUCCUUUGCAUGCAGCAGCUUCUGUGGGUUGCUGUGAACUAGCCAGAUUUCUAAUUGAAAAUGGUGCAAGUCUCUCCAUUUUAAGUGUAGAUCUAGAAUUACCAAUUGAUGUAGCACAAGAUGAAGAAAUGAUUAAUCUACUUACAGAUUCAAUGAAAAAGCAAAAUAUCGACGGUGAUGCUAUUAAACAUUCAGAAGAACAAAUGCUUUUACAUGAUGCACAACAUUGGUUAUCCAGUGGUCAAUAUAAACCAGUUAUUGAUCCUAGAACUGGUGCCACUCCCUUACAUGUCGCAGCUUGUAAAGAUUAUACUAAAGCAAUGGAAAUUCUUUUACAAAUUCCCGGUUUAGAUAUAAAUGCUAAAGAUUUCGAUGGAUGGACUGCAUUACAUGCAGCAGCACAUUGGAAUCGUGAAACAUCUGCUCGAAUGUUAGCUAACGCUGGUGCUAGUUUUGAUGAGCAUACACGUGCCAGUCAAUCUGUAUUCGAUGUAGCUGAUAAAGAAAUGAUUGUGUUGCUUAGACAACUUCGUGAAAGACAAAGAGCUGAAAGAUUAUCCAAUGCAUCUAAACUACCAGAAUCAUCGAAAAUAACAGAAGCAGUUAAACGAAGUCAUCCGGUCGAAUUAGAGACUAAUGAAAAUGUUAACACAGAUAAUGAUGACGACGAUGAUGAUAAUUCCCUUAUUGAAAUUGAUCAAUCGAAUUGUGUAAAUAAAAAGCCAACUAUUGAACAAGGUAUUUAUUCAUCGUUAAAUGAUACUCCAUCAUUUUUGACAAAUGGAAAAUUAAUCAAGGAAACUGUCAGCAAUGAAGAUAUGGUAUUGAAUACUACUACUAACACUACCGCUUCUCCAUCUACGUUAUUAUCUGUACAAGGACAAACGGAGAUAUUGCAAUCCGCCACUAUUACUACUAAUUUUAAUCAAUCAACUGAUCAACAAUCAUUUAUAACAUCUUCUGUCCACGAGAAACGAACUUUACCGUCAUCAGACAGUGGAGAUUUUCUAUCGAUCGAUACUAAUAAACCAUUGGAAAAACCUGGGAAAUCAUUAUCACCAGAGAAAUCUGUCGUUGUUGCUUCGACAACAUCUAUAUCAUCGGAUGUGAAUAAUGACUGUCCAUCUUUUACCAGUGGUAAUAAUAAUCGAAUGGAAAAAGAAGUGUCAGAUAAUAUUAUGAAGACGACUAUCCCUGUUUCUUCAUACUCAUCAUCAUCAGCAACAUCCGUACAGCCAGGUAGUACACUUCGUCAUUCAUCACGAUCUCCUCCUUUAACUAUACCUACUAAUAGUGUAUCCGGUCCUAUUUCAUCAUCUACAUCACAUUUAGUUCCCAAAUUGGUAGAAUCAGAGAAUACAACAGAUAAAAUAUGUGAGAGUGAUUUACGUGAAAGUACAACGAAUAAACAUAAAACCGGUAUUGUAAGUAUUAUAUCAACUCCACAAAAUAAACAUCCUGCUGAUGAGAAAUCACAAACUAGUGUACAUAAUAUUACUACUAAUACAGAAUUAUCAACCUCCUCAACUGUGACAGCAACAAUGGCUGCUACAUCUACUAUUCCAUCAGGAACAGGACGAUCAAUUACGAAAAUAAUCGCUGUCAAACCUAGGCGAAGUGAUCCACAAAAAAUGAAUGUUGAUGAAAAGGAAAGUGUUGUAACCGCGAAUAAUACACAAAGUAAAUUAUCCAGUCCUGUUCCUGAGCUUACAACUAAUCGACGAAUAUCUGUUGUAAUGGCGCCAACAAAGUCCGGUGAAACAGAGACACAACGUAGUGUUAAAGCUCGUUAUGUCCGAUCUACUCGACGAUCCACUCAAGGUGUUUCAUCAGAAGAUGUAGAACAGGCUAAAAAGUUAGCUGAUAAAAAUAUCAACGGUAGUACCGUUGUUUCGGAUAAUUCCCAACCAAUGAAUUCUAUUGCCACUGUUGAUACAUCGUCGUCAUCAGAUAGAACAACAUCAACUGAUACAUCGGGAGUUCCAAAUAAUAAAUCUAUAAAGUUAAGUCAUACUUCUUCAGCUUGUAAUAGAAUAUAUUCAGACAAUCCUACAAAUCUUUUUCGUCGACUCACCGAUACUGAAUUAUUGAGAUCUCGACCUAAUUCUGAAACUGUAGCAGGUAGUGGCGAUACGUUUACUGGCAGAUCAUCUGCGCGUACUGAUUAUUCAACCAACGAACGAGAAACUAAUGAUACUCGAUCUUCAAAUCAUCCUUCUGCUUCAACUGGUCGUCAUGUUAACUUCUCAGGUGAAACAAACACGAAUUCUUCUACAUAUGAUGGUAAUUCACGACGGUCAGCCUAUAUUUCACAAGUACGAUCUGUAGAGCAUAGUCCUACGUCAGAGAAUAAAACUGAUUAUACAACAUCAGGAGGAGUUCGUGAACGUCGUCAUAUUCGUGAACGUAACCCACCUGAACGAGUACUAUCCAGUAAAUCAUUUUCUGCUGUAUCAGAUAUUUUUGAACGUCGUAUGUCAGAUCAGAAUUCAUCGUAUACUACUAAUAACUCUGGACGAUCAGAAUAUUCACCAUCUUAUACAAAUACAAAUAAAUUCUUUAACACUACUACAAAUACUACUAGUGGUACCAAUGCUACCAGUUUUCAAAAUGAAAAUGAUGUUAAAGGGAUUAUUCAAAGGCCUACAAGUCGAUUCCUUCAUCAGUCAACACAAUUAGUUAAUACAAGUAGUAAUUCAAGCUCCACACCUAUAUAUUCAUGGAAUCCUUCACAAAUCACAUCAAAUAGCAGUAAUGUUACCACUGGUAUUUUGAAUAGUGCUCGUGGUGUUCCACAUAAUAAUCAUAACAGUAAUAAUAACACUACUAAUAGUACAGAUUAUUCUUCAUCAACUCCUACUCCCCGUGAUCACGUUUCACAGUGGCAAGAUUCCAAAGAUUAUAAACGAUUAUAUGAACGAGAGAAAGAGGAAAGAGAACGACUUCAACGUGAAUUAGAUAGAUGUAAUCGUCAAAUAAGUCAAUUACGUCAGGAACAACAAUUGAGAACUUCAAAUGAUCAUAGUUAUUCCAAUACAUCAGAUACAAUGAAUAUUCACAAUUAUACUAGUAGUAAUAAUUGUAAUAAUUCACAAAUACCGGACACUUUAAUUCGUUCACAACAUCGAUCACGUAUUCCUCGUUAUACAACAUCACUUCAUCAUACAUACAGCUCCAGAAUCGACUAUACUCGUAUGAAGACAAAAUGAAAGAAAUUGUUCGUUUACGUGAAGAAAUUUCCAAGAUGAAAGAAGAGAAUGGCGCAUUAAUUCGUGUAAUCAGUAAACUUUCAAAACCGAUAUAAUCAAUAAGAUUUUUUUGUUGUUGCUUAUCUCCUCUUUCCUAUUCUUUCAUUUAAUUUGUGGUUUGAUUCAAUGUUUAUGCAUAAUUGUGUGAAUCUCUUUAUUGGUUUGUUAGAUUGCCUUUUUUCAUUCAUUUCAUCUACAUUACUGUUGUUUUUUUCUUGUUAACAGAAAUUUAUCCAUUUUUUUUCUUCUUUAUUUUAUUUAAAUGAAUGAGAUUGACAUUGUGUGUAUAUGUUGGAUGGGAGUAGAAGUGUUCCAAUUAUAGUCAACAAAUGUUUACACACAUUCAUGUAACUGUUCAUACAAUUCAUUUCAUACAUGAUAGAAUAUUUAAUCAUAGACUUACAGGAAUCAAUGAUUAUUCAAGUCUAGAAAUAUCAGUGGUCAUAUAUAUAUAUGCUUAUAUCCGUGUCAAGUUUUCAAUACGAACUAUACCAUGAACAUUCAAUGGGGGGGGGUAGUUACUUUUAAUGGCCGACUCAACACUUUUUUAAUUAUACAUAUACACAUACACGUAUAUAUCAUCUAGUUCCUCUUAUUUGUCAUUGUGGGAAUAGCACGACCACAACUGCUACUGCUACUACUAGUGGGAAUUUCUGGAGAUGAUAAUAUAUGUUGGUCAAUGAAAUGUUUAGAAUUUCAUGGCUAUAAACUAUCUGUUAAUUGUGUGUAACUAUGCGAAUUAUGGAAUACGUGCACACUUCUAGCAAUAUAUUAUUCAUAUAUCAUUAUUACUUUGUCUAUAUUUCUUAAUCAAUGCGCCAAUCUUUCAAACGUUUCUUUAUGUUCAUAUCAUUGUUGUAAUAUAGAAGUAGAAACGAAAAUCAAAAAAUUGGUGUCAUUAUUUACGAUGAUGAUAAUGAUGAUGUUGACAAUGACUAAUAAAACUUAUUUUUAUAUUUCAAAAAGAAAAAAACAAAACAACUGAACUGAUAUACAUAAGAAGGACACAUGUUCAUGUAUGUUUAUUUAUGUUAGAUCAUCAACUAUCCAUCCAUUUGUAUAUCAUGGAGCGAUCGAUGUUAUAGAAUAAAACCUACUACUACUAGUAGUAGUAGUAUUCUUGCAUGGGUUUUAUUCAGAAAAGAUGGAACAGAUUGCUAGAGAUUACAUUGUUCACUUUUUCUUAUAUUUCUAAUGUAGAUUAGAUCUUGCCUACAAUUAUUGUCACAUUGUUUGUGUAUUUCCUUGUUGUUAUUUAUUUCAACUUAUGUGCGUUCAACUACCUAAUAAAUAAAUAAACUAAUUGAUUAUUAGCUAACUAUAACUAGUCUCUGUUCAAUUUAUGUGUUCAAUAUUCAAUUUUUAUUCAUCUAUUUGUAAUAUUCAAUGAUUUUGAACACAUACUUUUCACCACCACCACCACCCCCCUUUCCUCCAUCUAUCUCUCGGUAUAUAUAUACAUAUUGUAUGUGUACGUGUUUAUUUAUCUUUAAAAGAAAGAAAGAUUAACUAUUAUGACUCGUAUUUAAUUUGUAUUUAUUGACAACAACCCCCCUAUGUGUCUUUAUAACAUACAUACAUACACCAAUAAAGUGCCUAUGUCAAACUCCACUUGUCACUAACAAUAAUUGAUACUGUGAAUAAAAAGGAUUAAGUAUAUUCUCUAUUCAUUUCACAUUUGAUUCGUUCUUUUUUGUUACAUUGAUACUGUAUUAUUUAUUUGCUUAUUAUUAUUACCAUUAUCAUUAUUAUUAUUAUUACUACUACUACUGCUGCUACAAUUUGUCCGUUAGUCAUUUAGUGAUUGUUUGCUUUCGAAAAGAAGGCAUUUGUGGAAUGUGACAAUUUACUACUUAUUUAUCACAAUGUUAGUAUUAUGACUAUUAUUUAUGAUUGUUUACCCUAUUUUUACAGUUGUGUAUAUAAUAACCAUUUUCUUUUGUUUUUAUCUUUUCCUGUUGAGUAUAAAAACAGAGAGUGAGAGAGAGAGAAUAGUACACAGCUAGACAGUAACAGAGAAAAAAAAUUUGCAUGUAUAUGUGACAGUAAUUAUUUGUGCUAUUUAAGAACAAUGUGUGGCUUAUUAAAAGUAUUUUGUGUAUAUUCUAGUCCACCAUCAUAUACACAUCACUUUACAUAUGUACAUAUAUAAAUUUAACGUACAUACACACAUAAAUAUUGAGUUCUG